This is a messenger RNA of Microstroma glucosiphilum, 730 nucleotides long. Its product is annotated as NTF2-like protein. The record is from RefSeq and is a predicted model, not a curated record. The transcript is spliced from 3 exons. Gene Ontology annotation, biological process: protein import into nucleus. Gene Ontology annotation, cellular component: nuclear pore central transport channel. Bases 1 to 621 code for a protein of 206 amino acids. Lineage: Eukaryota; Fungi; Basidiomycota; Exobasidiomycetes; Microstromatales; Microstromataceae.
AUGACUGAAGCUCAGCAAAGAGAGACUCGAAUCCUCUUCGACUAUGCAUCGCGCUGCGCAGAGCAAUUCGUCUCCCUGUACUACUCGGCAUCGGACUCGCCUUCAAGAUCUCAGCUGAUUCCUACGCUGUAUCUGGACACUUCGACGAUCGUAUGGAAUGGCAACCCUAUUCAAGGUGUGGCCGGAGUAGCUGAGCUGGUCUCGAGGAUGCCUUUCACGAGGUACGAGGUGCAGAGUGUAGACUGCCAUCCGAUGGGAGGUGGGCAGGGAGGUACUGGGAAUGCUCAAGGCCUACAGCCGCCUUCACUUCUUCUGACGGUCACGGGCGUGGUCACACAUCACACACCCUCUUCACAUACUGCUCUACCACCAAGUAAUGCUCCUGCAUCUGGCAACAGCAACAAGAAGUCGGGCCCCAACAAUUACGAUUCCAGUCUGCCGCUCGAAUCGCUGCCGAGAGGCUUCAGUCAGAACUUUGUCCUUGUUGAUGACCCGGCAAAGAGGGGCGAGGGAGGAGUCGUGGUCAGUGUUGAGGCUGGCGCUGGUCCCAAGGGAGGCGGAACAGAGACUCUGACGGGUAGAUACUUUGUCCUGGCGGAUGAAUUCAGAUUCGUAGGAUAAUGGACGGACGUGGAGCCCAAAGAGCAGAAGUCGAUACGGCAAAGUGACAUUGUCGCUCUCAGUUACCGAUCUGAAAUCAAUCAUACCCAAGCAUCAUCUUAAACCAUCU